Molecule: messenger RNA, 824 nt
Organism: Penaeus vannamei (Pacific white shrimp)
Lineage: Eukaryota; Metazoa; Arthropoda; Malacostraca; Decapoda; Penaeidae
Source: RefSeq, a predicted model, not a curated record
ACUAUAUUAAUGAUAUGCAAAUUAGCAUGAGAUAACAGGUGCUGCACUCGAUAAGCAAGUCUGUUUCGGGUCGAUUCAGUCGCUGUACGGCCGGGUUGCGCCUGCUUUGGGAGAGGCAGGGUGUGUGAAACAUGGGUUGUGCACCGCAGAGUUUUUCACAUUAUCUUGCGGGAAGGAAGGCUGCCCUGUUGCCGGUUGUCGUCGUCUGCGCUGUCAUUGUCUAUGGUCUGAUGAACACGGCUCUGUUGAACGACUCUGCGCUGGAAGUUAGGAAAACACCUUUCCAAUACAACGGAAAACAGCACAUUCACGCCCCUGGCCCUUGGGUUCCGCAGAGGAAGUGGGUGAAGUUUCCUGAUCACAAAUGGUAUGGUCAUCAGCUGCCCGUGCUGACGGCCCUGCCUCUCGGACGCACGGGCAACAUCAUGGGGGAAUACGCGACUCUGUGGGCCCUGAAACACAUCUACAACGUCAGCGUGGUCGUGAUGCCGAAGAUGAAGACGAAACUGUCGUGCUUCCCCUCGCUCUCGCUCCCCGACUGCCCCGGCGGCUGCAACACGACGGGCUGGAGGCAACUGGGAAGAACUGGAGGAAUAAGCAAUUACAAUUUCACGAAAAUUGAAUUUGCCGCCGCAGGUCUUUUCGGUCCCCACACCUUCGUCCUCAGAAAUUGUCUAUUCGAAAUUCAUCUGUUCAAUUUCUUCAAGGAAGACCUGAGACGAGAAUUUACAUUCGCACAAGAAAUACAACGAAAGGGAUGCUUAUUAGCACAUGCAAACAAGGCCACAAGGCUGAUCCUAGAGUACAGUGCCAUUAAAACAUAA